GUAAUUAUUAAUUAUUAUUAUUAUUUUAAUUUUUUUGUUGAAACUACUCCUCCAAGGCUCCAACCACAUCGUCGUCUCCACGAGCGAAACCCUAAACAUUCUUUUUCCGCUUUUUUCUCCGCGUCCUUUACACCCUAAGGGAACCUCUGAUGCAGAUGAAUUAAGGUUCCUGGGCAUCGGAGAUGAAGGGGAUUGGACUCAAUUCGGCGAUUCAGAGGAUUACGCUUGUCGGAGGAUUUCGUGAUAAAGUUAACUUGAUGUUAAUUUGAUCUGGCGAUCGAUCUGGGUUUGAAUUGAUCCAGAAAAAAGGGGAUUUGGGGAGGCGAUUUUAUAGGGGUUUGAGUGAUUGAGAUGGGAGGGAGAUGGAAUCUAUUAGGAUUCCAGCUACACAAGGUUUUAUGCGUUGUUUUGAUGAUCCAUUUCCUCGGCGAUGAGUGUUUAUCGGUUAAUCUUGAGGGAUUAGCUCUGUUGAAGUUCCGAUCAAGAGUCGAAGCUGAUCCUCAUGGGGUCAUGGCGAGUUGGGGUCCUAAAGACACCAAUCCUUGCAAUUGGAAUGGUGUUCAUUGCAUUGAUGGCAAAGUAGUGAUGUUGAAUCUGAGAGAACACUCUUUGGGAGGUACUUUGGCUCCUGAGCUUGGGAAACUGAGCAACCUGAGAGCUCUUAUACUUUCUAAGAACAACUUCUCUGGAGUUGUCCCGAAGGAAAUUGGACGACUUGCUAUCCUUGAGAUAUUGGACUUACGGAACAACAAACUCAGUGGUGCAAUACCAAUGGAAAUAAGAGAAAUGCAAUCGCUCAAGCACCUUCUACUUUGCAAUAACAGCUUUGGGCAUGAUACACCUUGUGUUGAAACUCCUAACAUAUACACAGAUUUGAAAAGCCAUCUUGACUUCUCUUGUGACGCAGAUACUGAUGGUGUCUCUUCAAACCAAAAGUUGGUAGACUGCAUCUGGCACAGUGGUUUGCAAAAACUGAAGGCGGUCGACAUUAUCGCUCUCCUGCUCAAAGAGAAAUUUGUACAAGCUGUAGAAUCUUUAUCCUCAUUCAGAUCAGGCCUUUCAUCUGAACAUGAGAAGAAACACGGUGACAAUCUAUCUGCGGGUUUUAGGGAUCCAUAUAUAAUUCCAAAUGCAUUUGCCCACAUUUCUCGCCGUAGCUUGUUGCAAGAAACUAGCAACCUCCCUGCUGUAUCUCAAAGCAGUGUUCGCCCAAAGGUUGUUCCUGUUCCAUCUACUGGAAGUGGUCUUCUACCAGCAAUUCAACAUCCAAAUGAUCACAGUAAUGGUAAGAAGCCAUCUCCAGCACCUGCACCAUCUGAACCGAAUGCUCCAUCGGGCUCUGGAACGCCCACAAACUCUGUUGUAAAUGGGCCCGAAUCAAGUAAAGGAACGACGAAGUGGGUAUAUGUUCUUGUUCUUCCGGUGGCCGCAUUAUUGCUAACUACUGCAGUGUGCAUGCUUCUUGUCUGCCGCAGCAAAGCAAUGGUGGGGACGAUAGGUCCUUGGAGAACUGGAAUAAGUGGCCAGCUUCAGAAGGCAUUUGUCACAGGAGUACCAAAGUUAAAUCGUACAGAAUUAGAAAAUGCAUGCGAGGAUUUUAGUAACAUCAUUGCCACCUACCCAGAAUACACUGUGUUCAAGGGAACAUUGUCAAGUGGUGUUGAGAUAGCUGUUGCAUCCACUGCAAUUGCAUCUUCUGGAGAUUGGUCUAAACGUUCUGAAACCCAUUUCAGGAAAAAGAUAGACACACUCUCGAGAAUUAACCAUAAAAACUUUGUCAAUCUUCUCGGUUUCUGUGAGGAGGAAGAACCUUUUAUGAGGAUGAUGGUCUUAGAGUAUGCACCUAAUGGGACGCUUCAUGAACAUCUUCAUGUUGAGGAUUUUGACCACAUUGAUUGGAGUGGGAGAAUGAGAAUCAUAAUGGGAACAGCAUACUGUCUACAACACAUGCAUGAGCUUAACCCACCAAUAGCUCACCCUGACCUGCAGUCAAGUGCUAUAUUAUUAUCAGAAGAUUGUGCUGCUAAGGUUAUGGAUGUCAGUGUAUGGAAAGAAGUUAUUGCCAAAGGAAAAAUAUCAGGAGAUGACAAUAUUGAUGUCUCCGAAACACCAACUGCUGAUCCAGCAGGCAAUGUUUACAAUUUUGGGAUACUUCUACUUGAAAUUAUCUCGGGAAAGCUACCAUAUUCUGAAGAAGGCUCCCUAGUAAAUAUGGCUUUGGAAUGUAUGAAUGAGAGCCGAAGUAUUGGCUCUCUCAUCGAUCCUACAUUGAAAUCACAUAAAGCUAAUGAGCUAGAUGUUAUUUGUGAGGUCAUCCAAGAUUGCAUUCAUCAGGAUCCGAAGAAGAGGCCGAAGAUGAAAGAAGUUAGCGCUAAACUAAGAGAGGUGAUCGCAAUUUCUCCGGAGGCCGCAACGCCUAGACUUUCUCCUCUCUGGUGGGCAGAACUUGAGAUACUUUCGGUUGAAGCAAGUUAAAAUGCAAAUAUCAUCUCUUUCGUUACUCCUGUAGAUAUCACGGGUAAAUUCUCCAACAAUUUUUUUCUCUUUUUAUUUCUUCUAUUGUGCGGUUUCUAGUGUGUUGGCUUCUUUCUUUCUCGCCUCUCUUUUCAAAACAUUAUUAAAUUCGUGAUAUAUCCCAUAUUGUUCUUCUCCCUAAGCCAAGCAAAUUUACUUGUGAUUUAGGGUGUCUAUAUCUUGUUUUAAAUUGUAUACUUUGUGUGGAUGGUAAAGAAAUGAGAAUGAGUUUUCAAUUA
Ananas comosus (pineapple) is the source of this 2753-nucleotide messenger RNA. RefSeq names its product protein MALE DISCOVERER 2-like. The transcript is spliced from 14 exons. Bases 352 to 2475 code for a protein of 707 amino acids. Lineage: Eukaryota; Viridiplantae; Streptophyta; Magnoliopsida; Poales; Bromeliaceae. Gene Ontology annotation, biological process: protein phosphorylation. Gene Ontology annotation, molecular function: ATP binding; protein kinase activity; protein binding. The record is from RefSeq and is a predicted model, not a curated record.